UUGACAUCGUCAACAGUCAAGACAUCAUGAUAUCUAAAAAAAGAAAAAUAUCAGUCGAUGAAAUUCAUUCCAAGAUGUUUAAAGCAGAUAACAAUAAAAAUAACUAUGAUGAUUCAAGUAAUGCUAAAAAUAUACAAAUUACUUUUUUAAAUGAAAACUCAAUUGACAAACUACAUGUGAUUGAUUUUAUUGAAAAAGAAGAAUUAUUUACAGAAGAAAGUAUAACCAUUAAAGAUGAGAUGUUGCCAGAUACAGAUGAUUGGAUUUAUGUUGAUGAAACACACAACUUGCACAAUCACUCAAUUGGACUAAAAAUUAAGUCACAUGAAAUUUCCGAUUUAUUCGGAAAUAAUCAUCAACGUUGCUCGAAUAAAGUCAUUAAAAAUGUUGAUCAUCAAAAAAACACAAGCAUUCGUACUGGAUCACUUGCUCCUGAAAAAUAUAGUUUUUGUACAGAAGAAGAUGAUGAGCUAAGCUCUACCACAGACGAAAAUUACUUUGAUGAUGAUGAUGAUGAUGAUAAUGAUGUGAAUUGCCUGAAUCAAAAUGAAAAUCUCGAAGAUAAAAUUAAAGUAAGCGAUGAAAUGUCUUUUGAAGAAAGAGCACGUGUAGUUAAAUUGGCGGGCGAAAAUCCGACUUGGUCACUCGACUCGUUGAGAGAACAUAGUGGAUGUAUGAAUAUUAGAAACUGCCGUCAAGUUGAAGUGUGGAAAAAACAGAUUGAACGAGGAGGAUCUCUUCCUAAAGUUGUUAAUCUUGCAAAUGAAAAUCCACAUUGGAGUUUAAAAAUGCUGAGAGAACAAAGUGGUUGUGAUAAUCUUGAAACUAUGAAUCAACUCUACCGUUGGAGAAAAGUUGUUAGAAAUUUGAAUAAGAAAUGA
Messenger RNA from Aphidius gifuensis, 881 nucleotides. RefSeq lists its product as uncharacterized. NCBI's taxonomy places the organism in Eukaryota, Metazoa, Arthropoda, Insecta, Hymenoptera, Braconidae. The transcript has 3 exons. Bases 27 to 881 code for a protein of 284 amino acids. The record is from RefSeq and is a predicted model, not a curated record.